CCUGACAACGCAUAGGCUGUUUGGAUCAUCACACAAGUAAUGAUGUUGAGGAACAUAAAUUGACACGGAUUUAAAUAUACUAAAGAAAAUUUAAAACCGUCGUAUAUGACCGAUUAAGGACAGCACGUUUUCAUGACCCUCUUAAACUUAUUUUAUUUCCACGUUACUGAAACGAAGCAACCUGCUACAUGUGACAGGAACUCCAAAUCCGCGUUGAAAAGUUUCGCUCUCAGAUGGAGUGACAUGAAUUUACAGUUCAACCUCUGCAGCUGUACUGUCCUCUUCUAAGGUUCUUUCAUUUCCAUCAUGUUGGUUCAUGUUCUGCUGCUGCUUCUACAUGUAUGUGGAGGAGGUGCGUCUCCCAUUCAGUGUUAUGAUGAUCAGGGGAAACCUGUUGACUGGUUUUACCUGUACAAACUGCCACACCUUCAUCUUAUGCCAGCAGAGGAGGGGCUGAAGUAUUUGUACAUGGAUGCAGGGAGUGAAGGAUGGGCUGAUGGAAAGACGUUAAUAAAUGACACUCAAAGUGCUGUUGGUAGAACAUUAGCGCCUCUAUAUGAGGGUGGUGAUGUUGGGUAUAUCUUAUAUAAUGAUCAACCCCCACAGAAGAAGCAUUUAGAUGCAAGCAGCACCUGUGGCCACACCAAAGGUGUUGUUGUCUUUGAUAAACAACAGGGUUUCUGGUUGGUUCACAGCACGCCUCAUUUCCCCCCUCCCAAAACAGAUGGGCAGUUUUCGUACCCCAGCUCUGGGAUAAAUAACGGACAGAACUUUAUCUGUGUCACUUAUCCUUUCGAGCGCUUUCAGACGAUCGGUGAGCAGUUGAAAAUCAACCAGCCUCACAUAUAUGACUGCAGUAUUCCCGCUUCCCUGGCCGCUGCUGUACCUGCUAUGGCACAGCUCUGUAAACAUACACUGGGCAGAUGGGAAAACGCUUCCUCCUCCCCAGCCAAUCGCAGCAUCUCCCUCCUGUCAUUGGCUGGAACAGAAUUCAUUAGCUUUGCAAAGGGUGCAUCCUUCGACAAUGAUCUGUAUCACUCCUGGGUGGCACCCACGCUGCAGUCCAACCUGCUGGUGCAGUUCUGGCGUCGCUCCACGGGCAUCCUGCCCUCUGACUGCUCUCCAAACUGGGAAGUCCUAAACGUGGAUCUCAUUUCCCCGGGCCAGCGCAUCACAUUCAAGGCCACGGCGGACCACUCUAAGUGGGCCAUCAGUACCGACGGCGGGUAUGUGGGACCGUCUGGCAGCUGGGUCUGCGUGGGAGACAUCAAUCGUGACAAGGCGGAAGAGAAGAGGGGCGGGGGGACGGUUUGUCAUCGAGAUGCUGUGGUGUGGAAGGCCUAUCGUACGGCCGCCCUGCAGUGCGAGACCUGUGAGGGUAAAGUCCAGACGUGCGAUAAAGCUGUGUGAUAUAUCACUGAUCAAGAUGAGUUCAUGAGACACUUCAACAAAAGCAGAAUGAUUGCUGAUGUAGGUGUCAACAGGUAUGAUUUAGAUUUGAUAUAACUUGAAUGUUUUUUUAUUAUGGAACGAUGUGACGGACACAAUUAAGAUAACGUGCAAUUGGACUGUAAAUUUAUGAUUAUAGCUUUUAAAUCAUGUCGCUUGAGGAGAACCUGCUGUAAAUCUUAUUUUAAUACAAUAGUUUUAUGUUAUCGAGAUCAUAAUUUAAUUAAUUAUUUUUUUAAAUGCAGAAGAUUUAAAAAUGCAAAUGUGCAUCAUUAAAGAAACCAAACAGAAUUGCUAAAAUAAUGACGUUCGUUAUCAUAUGAAUAAUGAUUUGUAAUGUCUGCCAGUAGUGCUGCAAAAUAGUAACAUUCUUGAACUUUCACUGGGGAUAACAGAGGUGCAUUGUGGGAAUUAGGUUGAAAUGUGUCUAGUGCAGAUUCAUGUUUUCAUUCACACAUCUGUAUAACAUUUUUUGACAUUAUAUCAAGAAAUAAACAAUAAA
Molecule: messenger RNA, 1951 nt
Organism: Triplophysa rosa
Lineage: Eukaryota; Metazoa; Chordata; Actinopteri; Cypriniformes; Nemacheilidae
Gene: dnase2
Product: deoxyribonuclease II, lysosomal
Exons: 7
Coding region: 307-1410 (367 amino acids)
Biological process (GO): apoptotic DNA fragmentation
Molecular function (GO): deoxyribonuclease II activity
Source: RefSeq, a predicted model, not a curated record